This is a messenger RNA of Bacidia gigantensis, 336 nucleotides long. RefSeq lists its product as uncharacterized. The transcript is spliced from 2 exons. Lineage: Eukaryota; Fungi; Ascomycota; Lecanoromycetes; Lecanorales; Ramalinaceae. The coding region runs from base 1 to 336 and encodes 111 amino acids. The record is from RefSeq and is a predicted model, not a curated record.
AUGGAUGAGCGCUUGUUCGCCCGUGACAUCAUCAAGCUCUACCCGCCUCAAUCUUUUCCAAGCGCUGUCUCGUCUGGCAUGUACUUCGUCACUUUUGUCAACAAAGCGUUGGUGCUUUUCGUCGAACAGUAUUUUCACCACGCUCUUUAUGGGAUGUACAUCAUCUACCUCCUCUUCGGCAAUGCCAAUUUCCAGGCCAUAGUCUUUCGCGAUUCUGCGUGUGCUCGUGAGGGGCUGUUCAAGAUCUCGGAGGUCAUCGAGGGCGUUGAUUUGAUUGAGGACAUUCAAUUGAGAAGGGUCGUCGACACGUCCCACGGCUGGAAAUCCAUGCGCUGA